UUUGUUGUUUGAUAGUGACCCUCCACUAACACGUUCCUUUGCAUAACCUCCUCCCCUUCUCUCUCUUUCUCUUUCCCUCUCUCUCUCUUUAUCUUAUAAUCAAUCUACUUGGAAUCUUUACCAGUUGUAAAUAAAUCAUCUUGAGCAGAUAAGACUGGUGGUUGAGGCUUGUGAAGAUUACAGGCAAGAAAGGCUCUUCUUUUUUCUUUUGAUAUAAUUUUCAGAAUCUUGCAUGUUUUAAUUCCAAGGCUUUGUUUUUCAAGGUACUUAGAUAUUACUUCCGAUUUGAUGCUAUAACACAUUCCUCAAUUAGAUAUUAAUAGCUCAUAAAUGGGGUCUGAAGGGCCUUCAACAGUAACAAUUCAUGUGACUGGUUUUAAGAAAUUCCAUGGAGUUUCAGAGAAUCCAACUGAGACUAUUGUCAGUAAUCUCAAAGAGUAUGUGAAGAAGAAGGGUUCACCAAAGGGUCUGGUUCUUGGAAGUUGCAGCAUUCUUGAGACUGCAGGACAAGGAGCAGUUGUUCCCCUAUACCAGACAUUGCGAUCUGCUAUCAGCGAGCAGGAUUCUUCAAAUUCCAGUAGAAUUAUUUGGGUACACUUUGGUGUUAAUAGUGGUGCAACAAGGUUUGCUAUUGAGCAUCAAGCUGUCAAUGAAGCUACUUUUCGUUGCCCUGAUGAGAUGGGAUGGAAGCCUCAGAAAGUCCCCAUUAUUCCUUCAGAUGGUGGAAUUUCACAUAUACGAGAGACUUCUCUUCCUGUUGAGGACAUAACAAAGGCCUUGGCAAAGAAGGGUUUCGAGGUGAUGACCUCAGACGAUGCAGGCCGCUUUGUAUGCAACUAUGUCUACUACCAUUCCCUUCGGUUUGCAGAGCAAAACGGGAUCAAAUCGCUCUUUGUUCAUGUGCCUCUGUUCUUGACCAUAGAUGAGGACACACAAAUGCAAUUUGCUGCUUCCUUGUUAGAGGUGCUCACUUCAUUAAAUUAGCAGUCCAUCAUCAUCCAACCAUAUCUGUAUGCCAAAGAGCUUGAUCGAAAAGCUAGUAUGAAGUUGCCACGUUUAUUAAGGUGGAUCAACGCUUCAUAAAUGGAAAUGCUUGAAUAAUCAGGAAGUGUAAUCAAAGCGAAACUGUAUUGAAAGAACAUUCUUAAUUGUGAUGUAUUUUUCCAUAAGUGUUUUCCAGCAGGUUCCGGUAACUUGCCGAAAUUUUUCAAUCCAAUAUGUGAAUGACAUCCCAGUUUGCUCAUGGAGCUUGCUAA
Messenger RNA from Prunus dulcis (almond), 1256 nucleotides. Its product is annotated as pyrrolidone-carboxylate peptidase. The transcript is spliced from 5 exons. The record is from RefSeq and is a predicted model, not a curated record. The coding region runs from base 331 to 984 and encodes 217 amino acids. Gene Ontology annotation, biological process: proteolysis. Gene Ontology annotation, cellular component: cytosol. Gene Ontology annotation, molecular function: pyroglutamyl-peptidase activity. NCBI's taxonomy places the organism in Eukaryota, Viridiplantae, Streptophyta, Magnoliopsida, Rosales, Rosaceae.